This is a messenger RNA of Hipposideros armiger (great roundleaf bat), 3746 nucleotides long. RefSeq names its product wolframin ER transmembrane glycoprotein (gene WFS1). The transcript has 8 exons. Lineage: Eukaryota; Metazoa; Chordata; Mammalia; Chiroptera; Hipposideridae. Gene Ontology annotation, cellular component: endoplasmic reticulum membrane; endoplasmic reticulum. The coding region runs from base 264 to 2918 and encodes 884 amino acids. Gene Ontology annotation, molecular function: protein binding. The record is from RefSeq and is a predicted model, not a curated record. Gene Ontology annotation, biological process: endoplasmic reticulum unfolded protein response; calcium ion homeostasis.
CAGCCGCCUGGCGAGGCGCGCCGUGAUUGGCGGAGGCGCACAGUGAUUGGCAGGCGCGCCGGCCGCUCAGUGGGCCGAGCCGGCACCGCCUACUCGAGGCCGCGUCGGUGGGCCUCACUCGCCGGCUCGCGCUGCAGCCAGUGCCUCCCGCUUGUCCCGCUUCCCUUCAGCCCCGGCGAGUCCUUCUCCUCCCAAGCAACUUUGCGGCGAUCCGGAAGGCCCGAGGACGUCGCGGCGCCUCGUGCAGCCCACUCAGAGGCGGAAUGGACUCCAGCGCCCCUCCUGCGAGCCCACAGCCUCCACCACCACCGCAGCCCCAGGCCCGCUCACGGCUCAACGCCACUGCCUCGCUGGAGCAGGAGAAGAGUGAGGUUCCCCGAGCUCCUGGACCCCAAGUUGGACCUGGACCAAAUGUGGGAGACACAGCUGCCCCAGCCGUGCCCCAGGCCCCGCGUGCCAGGAGCCAAGAAAGAGUGGACAGAACGGGGCCCAUGAAGGGAGAUGUGGAAACCCCCUUUGAAGAAGUCCUGGAGAAGGCUAAGGCCGGGGACCCCAAAGCACAGACGGAGGUGGGGAGACACUACCUGCAGCUGGCCAGCGACGGGGACGAGGAGCUCAACAACUGCACAGCCGUGGACUGGCUGGUCCUGGCCGCCAAGCAGGGCCGGCGCGAGGCCGUGAAGCUGCUCCGCCGGUGCCUGGCGGACAGAAAAGGCAUCACCUCUGAGAACGAGCAGGAGGUAAAGCAGCUGUCCUCCGAGACCGACCUGGAGCGGGCCGUGCGCAAGGCAGCCCUGGUCAUGUACUGGAAGCUCAACCCCAAGAAGAAGAAGCAGGUGGCCGUGUCUGAGCUGCUGGAGAACGUCGGCCAGGUCAACGAGCACGAUGGAGGGGCACAGCCAGGCCCUGUCCCCAAGUCACUGCAGAAGCAGAGGCGGGUGCUGGAGCGCCUGGUCAGCAGCGAAUCCAAGAACUACAUCGCGCUGGACGACUUUGUGGAGAUCACCAAGAAGUACGCCAAGGGCAUCAUCCCCACCAACCUGUUCCUGGAGGACGACGAGGACGACGAGCUGGCGGGCAAGAGCCCCGAGGACCUGCCCCUGCGCCUGAAGGUGGUCAAGUUCCCCUUGCACGCCAUCAUGGAAAUCAAAGAGUACCUGAUCGAGAUGGCCUCCCGGGCGGGCAUGCACUGGCUGUCCACCAUCGUCCCCACCCACCACAUCAACGCCCUCAUCUUCUUCUUCAUCAUCAGCAACCUGACCAUCGACUUCUUCGCCUUCUUCGUGCCCCUGGUCGUCUUCUACCUGUCCUUCAUCUCCAUGGUGAUCUGCACCCUCAAGGUGUUCCAGGACAGCAAGGCCUGGGAGAGCUUCUACACCCUCACGAGCCUGCUGCUGCGCUUCGAGCCCAACCUGGACGUGGAGCAGGCCGAGGGGAACUUCGGCUGGAACCACCUGGAGCCCUACCUGCACUUCCUGCUGUCUGUCGUCUUCGUCAUCUUCUCCUUCCCCAUCGCCAGCAAGGACUGCAUCCCCUGCUCCGAGCUGGCCGUCGUGUGCGUCUUCUUCACCGUCACCAGCUACAUGAGUCUGAGCACGUCUGCCAAGCCCUACACGCGGAGGGCCCUGGUGACGGAGGUGGCCGCCGGCCUGCUUUCCUUCCUGCCCGGCCUGCCCUUCGACUGCCGCUACCUGAAGCUCCUGGGCCAGACCUUCUUCACCAUGCCUGUCGGCCACCUCCUCAUCCUGAAUGUCAGCGUCCCCUGCCUGCUCUACGUCUACCUGCUCUUCCUCUUCUUCCGCAUGGCCCAGCUGCGCAACUUCAAGGGCACCUACUGCUACCUGGUCCCCUACCUGGUCUGCUUCAUGUGGUGCGAGCUCUCCGUGGCCAUCCUGCUCGAGUCCACCAGCCUGGGGCUGGUCCGCGCAUCCAUCGGCUACUUCCUCUUCCUCUUCGCUCUCCCCAUCCUGGUGGCCGGCCUGGCGCUGACAGGCCUGGUGCAGUUUGCCCGCUGGUUCGUGUCCCUGGAGCUCACCAAGAUUGCCGUCACCGUGGGGGUCUGCAGUGUCCCCCUGCUGUUCCGCUGGUGGACCAAGGCCAACUUCUCAGUGGUGCAGAUGGUGAAGUCCCUGACCCGGAGCUCCCUGGUCAAGCUCAUCCUGGUGUGGAUCACGGCCAUCGUUCUGUUCUGCUGGUUCUACGUGUACCGGUCGGAGGGCAUGAAGGUCUACAACUCCACGCUGACCUGGCAGCAGUAUGGCUUUCUGUGCGGGCCGCGGGCCUGGAAGGAGACCAACAUGGCGCGCACCCAGAUCCUGUGCAGUCACCUGGAGGGCCACAGGGUCACGUGGACGGGCCGCUUCAAGUACGUCCGGGUGACGGACAUCGACAACAGCGCCGAGUCGGCCAUCAACAUGCUCCCGUUCUUCGUGGGCGACUGGAUGCGCUGCCUGUAUGGUGAGGCCUACCCCACCUGCAGCCCCGGCGGGGCGCCCACGGCCGAGGAGGAGCUCUGCCGCCUCAAGCAGCUGGCCAAGCACCCCUGCCACAUCAAGAAGUUCGACCGCUACAAGUUCGAGAUCACGGUGGGCAUGCCCUUCGGCGCCAACAGCACCCGCAGCCCGGAGGAGGACGACGUCACCAAGGACAUCGUGCUGCGGGCCAGCAGUGAGUUCAAGGACGUGCUGCUCAGCCUGCGCCACGGCAGCCUCAUUGAGUUCAGCACCGUCCUCGAGGGCCGCCUGGGCAGCAAGUGGCCCGUCUUUGAGCUCAAGGCCAUCAGCUGCCUCAACUGCAUGGCCCAGCUGUCACCCGCCCGGCGGCACGUGAAGGUCGAGCAGGACUGGCGCAGCACCGUGCACGGCGCCGUGAAGUUCGCCUUCGACUUCUUCUUCUUUCCAUUCCUGUCGGCCGCGUGAGGACACGUCCCCGGCCAGAGGAGGGGUCAGGGCACGUCACUGUCAGGACCUCUCUCCCAUGUGGCCACCCAGCCUGAUGAUGCUACACUAACAGUGUGUGCAUGUGUGUACGCUCGCGUGGGCAUGUGUGUGCGCUCGCGUGGGCAUGUGUGUACGCUUGCGCGGGCAAAUGCAGGGCUUCGGGGAGCUCUCGUCGUGCGCAGUCUGCUCACCUCCACGAACAGCUGACUGCUUUAGUGCUGUCACUUAGAAUGGCCGGCAUCGUGGGAAGUUGCAUGCACAGUCCUGACCCAGCGUCCCUACCUUCUAGAGUGAAGCUGGUGUGCCCAGCUCAACAGGAUUCCUGCGUCCUGAGAAGUACUUUGCGGUGACAUUCUCCCUCCCCCACUCCCUCCAAGCACUUCUGGCCCCUUACUUACUUCUGUGUUGGAUUUGUUUUUUGAACAUGCUGCUGUAUAAACUCAACGAUAACACUUCUUAUUUAUUUGGUUGCUGCUGCUAAGCCUUGACAGCUGGUUGCCAAUCCUGGGGGGCUGUGCACAGCUGCCUGAGCUGUCAUGUGGUCAAGGCCCCAUCCUUCAAGAUCGGAGGCCGGGAGAAGUGGCCGCCCUGGGCACAGGUGUCCACACUGAGCACGGGGCCCGCAGCUCGCCUCGUGCUUGUCUAGUGGGUGGUGGGUGAGUUUGUGAGGGUCUCGCCUGAAUCCACUGGGAUUAGGAAAUAGAACCUGGGCCAUCCCUUCCAGUGCUUAGAAAGUUGGCCACGUUCAGUAACGGAGAGCAGAAAGUCAAGGUCCUAACGCAGCUGAAAUAAAAACCUUUGGUGAAA